Diachasmimorpha longicaudata is the source of this 1774-nucleotide messenger RNA. Its product is annotated as glutathione S-transferase LANCL1-like. The record is from RefSeq and is a predicted model, not a curated record. The transcript has 11 exons. Gene Ontology annotation, biological process: peptide modification; carbohydrate metabolic process. Gene Ontology annotation, cellular component: plasma membrane. The coding region runs from base 362 to 1711 and encodes 449 amino acids. NCBI's taxonomy places the organism in Eukaryota, Metazoa, Arthropoda, Insecta, Hymenoptera, Braconidae.
AUAAGUGAACUUUCUGAGCUAAUGGUUCUAAACACUUUUCAAAUUCUGAACCUUCGGAUUCUCCAAUCAACCAUCAUCUGGAUCCUAAACGAUGGCUUGUGUAUAUUCAACUCUUUGUUACUCACGUGGGUAUAUGCACAUGGCUUUUCACUUACUUUUCUAUAUUAGAAAAUGAACAAAUGGAGAGAACCACUGGAGCUUAUUCUCAGAAGCGAAGUGAUCUCGAUUUGAAAAAAGAUGCUCAAUAUGUGGCUCAAGUGAAGUACUGCAGACAAUCGAUAUAAGCUCAACAUCAUAUUGUCUUGGAUAGAAAAAGAAAAAACAUCUUAGAAAUUUUUGAAAUAAUUUGAGUCAUUUAGUUAUGAGUCUGACUGCAGCUGUGUUCCGACAGUUUUCGUCGAUAGUCUCAAAAACAGUAGUCGGAAAUCAAAGUUUGCGUCGACGAUUGUGCUUUGCUUCGUCAGAGUUUUUUCAUUUUCGGCAGAAUCAACGGAAAAUGGCCGAAGACAGUUCCAGACACUACGAGAAUCGAUUUCCGGAUUUCGCAAACAGCAAUUCAGCGGACGUUAUCAAUAGUGGAACCUAUUCGCUGAGCGAAAAUUUCAAGGAAAGUCUCGAACAGAAUAUUCACACAUUUAUCCGUCGUCUGAAUGAGAAUCAGCAAGAAUGGGUGAAUAGAAAUGAUUCAUCCGUUUACACCGGCAGCUCUGGAAUUGCCUAUCUUUUUUAUUUCUAUGGACAACGUUUCAAUGAACCCACUUACAUGGAUAGGGCACUGGAAUUGAUGGAAUGCGCAGGUAGUAAUAAGAACGAUAAAAAAUCAAUAACAUUCCUGACAGGAGAAGCGGGAAGACUAGCCCUGAGUGCUUUGAUUCAUCAUUCUUCAGGGAAUGUUGAAAAAUCACACGAAAUAAUCACCAGAUUGAAAUCAUUGUACGAUUUUUCGGCAAUGUACUAUUAUGAAGAACUUCUGUAUGGAAGAGCUGGUUACCUGUACAGUCUCUUAUUCGUUAACAAAAAUAUUUCUGAAGGUCUAAUCGAUGAAGAGUUGAUAAAGAAGGUAAUCAAUUGCAUUCUUACGACUGGUAAGAAUUAUUCAACAUCACGAUGUCUGAAAAUUCCCCUUAUGUACAGUUGGCACGAAAAAGAGUACUUAGGUGGUGCUCAUGGCAUCGCUGGAAUUCUCUACAUUCUCCUUCAAGCGCGUGCUUAUUUGACUGAAGCCCAACUGAACGACGAAAUUAAACCCUCCAUCGAUUAUCUGAUAACUCUGAGGUUUCCAUCGAAAAAUUUUCCCUCCUCCAUUGGAAAUAAAGCGGAUAGACUCGUCCACUGGUGUCAUGGAGCCCCUUCUAUGACCAUGCUCUUCACCCUCGCAUUCAAAGUCUUUAAAGAUGAAAAAUACUUGGAUGUUGCCAAGGAAUGUGGAGAAGUUGUUUGGCGACGUGGAUUGUUGAAAAAGGGCUGUGGAAUCUGCCAUGGAACCUCGGGCAAUGCUUACACAUUUCUGAAUCUUUAUCAAGAGACACAGGACGUUAAAUACUUGUAUCGAGCUGCAAAAUUUGCUGAGUGGUGUUUCAAUUACGAGGAGCACCAGAAUCGCAUUCCAGAUCGUCCGUUUUCCCUGUUCGAAGGUCUUGGGGGCAUAGUUUAUUUUUUUGUUGAUCUCUCAACACCAUCCACCGCGAAAUUUCCAGGGUAUACACUCUGAAGAUACAUUAGACAAUCCAAAAAAUGAUGAAUGUAUUUUCAAAAGCUUAGAAUAUAUUUUUCU